Molecule: messenger RNA, 711 nt
Organism: Dreissena polymorpha
Lineage: Eukaryota; Metazoa; Mollusca; Bivalvia; Myida; Dreissenidae
Exons: 6
Coding region: 262-711 (149 amino acids)
Source: RefSeq, a predicted model, not a curated record
GCAGAGGCCUGUUGGUCCACGGUCGCCCAAAUCAUUUUGGCCAAUCAGAACACUGAUCUUGAAUCAGGGGAGAGGAUAGGCUAUAGUGAAGAACAUGUCUGGUGCAGCAGCGAUGUUCGUGUUCUUAUUGCCGGGGAUUCCAAUGUCCAUCGUUUGAAGUCUGCAUGUCCUCCAAAUGCAAGGAUUGACUUUCUGCCCGUAUCUGGUGCAAAGUAUGUGUCUGACCGGAAGGGCUUUAGAAAGCUGCUGCAUCAAGAGCUGAUGUCAGGUUGUUACGACAUAUUGUACCUGCAUCUUGGCUCUAACGAUGUUUGCUGCAAGGAUAGCGAUUUCUACCUUUGUGUGACGGAGAUCCUUGAUGUUGUAUUCAGUGUGUGCACUGAAAUACACGUGGUGCUUUGCGUGAUUCUUCCACGUGAUUUUGAUGUGAGAAUGUUUCCCCGAUGGCCACUCUCAGGGGCACAGUUGAGGAACUACUGCCAGUGGAUAAGGAGCGCAAACAGCAUGCUGUGGGAACUGAGUCACCAUGUGCCUUCUGUGAGAUACAUGGACUAUGGAGCAACUAAACAGAAGUCCCUGUACUUGUCCCAUGAUGGACUACAUCUGAGUGCUGAAGGGGCUAGGAGGUGUUUAGCAUCCAUACAGGACGACCUGCCAAACCAGCUGUGUGUGGACGCUGCUGUUCAAGAUCCUACAGAAUUUAUAUUGUGA